CCCAUGCGGACUUUGUGCGUUUCUGUGCUUCCUGCCUCAUGCACGGCUCUUUCCACACCUCUGGUGGGGCAGAGGUUUAAACUUUUCCAGAAAUGUCCUUCGUGUCUGACACUGGGCUCUUCACUAUGGGCAUGUGGUCUGUUGGCCUUGGAGCAAUCGGUGCAGCUGUAACAGGCAUCGUCCUUGCUAACACCGACUUGUUUUUGUCCAAGCCAGAGAAGGCUACGCUGGAAUUCUUAGAGGAGAUAGAACUAAAAACUUUGGAACCAGCAGAACAAAGAACAUUCAAAGCUGGUGAACUAUGGAAGAAGAAUGGUGCAGUGAUCAUGGCUGUGCGAAGACCUGGAUGAUUUUUGUGCAGAGAGGAGGCUUCCGAGCUCUCCUCUCUGAAACCUCRGCUUUCCAAGCUGGGUGUCCCUCUCUAUGCUGUUGUGAAAGAGAAGAUAGGGACUGAAGUGGAGGAUUUUCAGCAUUAUUUCAAAGGAGAAAUCUUUCUGGAUGAAAAGAAAGGCUUCUAUGGCCCUCGCAGGCGAAAAAUGAUGAUGUCCGGCUUCUUCCGCUUUGGAGUCUGGCAGAAUUUCUUCCGUGCUUGGAGAAAUGGAUUUAGCGGUAACCUGGAAGGAGAAGGAUUCACGCUGGGAGGAGUAUAUGUGAUUGGGGCAGGAAGACAGGGUGUGAUACUGGAGCAUCGUGAGAAGGAAUUUGGAGACAAAGUCCGCCUUCCAUCUGUUCUUGAAGCUGCUGAGAAGAUAAAACCACAAGCUUCAUAAGCUGGAAAAUAGUUGCAUAUGUUUCUGAUUGCAGCUUGAAAUGUAGAGCGUAUCUGCAUCUUGAACGUGCAAUUUAAUUGCUGCUUAACUAUUUAGUCAUCAAUGCAGUGGAAAGAUUCUCCAUUAAAAUGUAAUAACUAAUGAAAACCCUCAUGGAUUUUUUUUCUCCCCUUCAGGUGGUCAGGAUUUCAACUUGUCUUUUGGAUCUGACUGUAUUAAUGAAAGGCUGGGUCUAAAAUCUGAUGUAGCCUAGAUGUUUUCAGUUAGAGACAAUCAGUCGAAACUUGUCUAUCUAGGGGAACAAAACACUGUUAAAGCGAGUAACUGAGUAUCAACUGAGGUCAAAGGAUAAUAAAGACUUAUGUAAAUGAAAAGUUGUUGCUUUUCACUUGUUUGUGAACCUGUAAAUGCAUCUAUUUCCAGGAAACUGAAUUCUGACAGCCUAGAUUAUUCUGAGAUUCUGCACUGUAUCCACCCAGUAAGUUUCGUGGUAGUUAAGUUUUAGCUCUGGGUUUUCAGUUCUUUUUGUGAUUCUCUGUAACGAAGAUUAAAGACUUCUGAGGUUGACUGAAAAUGUAAUUGUGAUAUCAAGGUGAGUUACUUUUGUGUGGUAAGAUUGUAAAAGCAAGGGGAACAAUAUGAGAGAGCAUAGAAGGCUUAAUUUCUUUAAUAGAGUGGCUGGGGUGUUGCUUCCAGAAACAUACGGAGUGUUGCACAACAGGAUCCUUGAGAACCAUUGCAGACACAACCAGAUAUAUAUAUAUGUAGAUUGAAGUGUUAAAAUUGUUAGUAUAAAAACAUUGAAGGACAGCAUGAGUUUUGCAAAUGUGCUGCUGUUUCUAAAUGUAAUUUUAAAAUUGUGCUUGUUUAAAUUGGGGCAAAUUAUCAAGUGACCCAGCACAUACCUCAGUAGUUGAGGAAUAGCAUAUGAAAAGCUUGGUGUCUUUGGGAAAAUGCCAGCGGUAGACUACAUUGAGCUAGCAAAACCAUUAAGCUAGAAUUAGAAUUCUGUACUGGCAGAAGAUCAGACCAAGCAGCUAUUCUGUUUUCUUAUGGGUUUAAAAAAGACAACUUUUUGACUACGGCCAGUCUUCUUGCAGUGACAAAAUCUACACACAUUUGUGUCUCUUCCCACCUUUGCCUUAGAAAAUUCAACUAGAUACUUGUAU
Nothoprocta perdicaria is the source of this 1939-nucleotide messenger RNA. It is a transcript of the gene PRXL2A, whose product is annotated as peroxiredoxin like 2A. NCBI's taxonomy places the organism in Eukaryota, Metazoa, Chordata, Aves, Tinamiformes, Tinamidae. The transcript has 6 exons. The record is from RefSeq and is a predicted model, not a curated record.